Molecule: messenger RNA, 2772 nt
Organism: Pochonia chlamydosporia 170
Lineage: Eukaryota; Fungi; Ascomycota; Sordariomycetes; Hypocreales; Clavicipitaceae
Product: 2OG-Fe(II) oxygenase superfamily protein
Exons: 8
Coding region: 1-2772 (923 amino acids)
Source: RefSeq, a predicted model, not a curated record
AUGUCGAUGUCUGCACAUGUCAAGGUGGGAGAAACCACACGCCCAACCCCUAAUCAGGGUGCAACCGGCAACCCACCGCCUGAUACCUACAAUGUAAGCCUUGAGGAGGAUCUUCUCAAUGCUCUCCAAAGCAUCAAGACAUCCGGUUCAUUCGCGGGAUUUGGAGCACUGUCUCGACCACCACCAGCCGACUUGUCCGUCAAUGAAGUGGGCGGCAUUACAAUGCCAUUGACGGACUCCCAAGCCGCUCAAUUGAUCAAAAAGGCUCGUCAGGCACCCUACGGCAAAGGAAGCGAUACCAUUGCCGACACCUCCGUCCGCAAUACUUGGGAGAUAGAUGGAGAUCAGCUCACCUUCCGGAGUCCAGCAUGGCCUGGCUUCCUCAAGGCUCUAUGUGCUCAAGUCGCUCAAGAUCUAGGCAUCAAAAUCCCCAUCAAUGCCGAGAUUACCGAGAAGAUUCCCGGCAUGUUUGGCACGCUGAUUGUGUGUCUGCCAUCAGUACACCAAGGCGGCGAGGUUGUUCUCAAACAUUGUGGCCAGAAAAAAGUCUUUAAGACAUCUGCAGCAACCCAAUCUUACGCUUACUGGUACUCCGACGUAACCCAUGAAGUGCUCCCCGUCACGUCGGGCUACCGUUGGGUUUUAACCUACAAUCUUGCCAUUGAUCUGAAGGUGGCUCGUCCGUCAGCAGAACUACAACGAUCUACAACGCAGGCUCUUCGAGAUACUCUAAGACGGUGGCUGGCCAAAGAGCCAAGGUCGCGAGACAAACUGCCUGUACAGACCCUGAAGGAUCUAUCUAAAGAACUUCCAGUCGACAUUUUUCUCGCGCUGCUGGAAAAAGAGGAGAUGGGAAGCUGCGAGUAUGAAAUCUGGCGAAGGGAGGAUUAUCGAUAUGACGAUUCUGGCGGCGACGACACCGACACUAGCUUCCACGAGCUUAAUGACGUUUUUGGACUCGAUUAUAGAGUGAAAACCCUCGUCGAUUUGAAGGGUCGGGUUGUGACGGAAAGGCUGCCCCUCAAGCAAAAGGACAUCCUCGAACCUGACUGCUUCGAUGACAUCCGAGAGGAAGAGUCGGACGAGGGGUACAUGGGGAACUCGGGCCCAACGGCCACACACUGGUAUCGAGUAACGGCUGUAGUCAUCGUUCCUCGUGACUCAUUAUUGCCGUUUUUCAAUUCCGGCGGACUCCCGAAUCGUUUGGCACCACAGUCUGCCAAGUCACAGAUCCGUUAUGCAGUUCGAUCAUGUUUAGAUUUUUCACACAUGCACGCUUCAGAAACAACUACCAAUACCCUAAUGGCAAUCUGCAGGCAAAUUUGGAAUAGUCCGCACAAUGAGACCCACAACAUAUCAUUGGAUGAAGACAUCAUCUGCGAUAUCCUUAAGACUGCCAUCAACAAGGGACAGUUUUCAUUUCUCAAAGAGGCUGCCGCCCAUCACGGCGGCUGGUUGCCGAAGAGGUUCUUCGCCUGGGCCCGGCGUUGGUUGAGAACCGGCGAGAAUGACGCCGUUACACGAUUCAAUACCAUUCAACGAGGAUUACGCAUUGCCAUUUCUUUAUUUCCCUUCUUCGCCGACCAGUUUAAGGCACUCACAAGCUUUGUCCCAAUCCCGAAUGAUGAUGUCGCACCUGACGAUGCGGCAACUCCCCUUUACAUUACCGAUUGGGCCUGUGAAACCCUUCGCUCGUGCCUCGAUUCUUCCACGGCAAGCACCUUGGGCCAUGAAGAUGGUCCUGCCAUGGUGAACCUCGUCCAGUAUUACGACAAUCCUAUCACCUUUCUCUCACAAGAAGUUGUACCCAGACUUGCCAACAAGCGUGACAUGGCGGCGUUUUACCUCGCAUUCCUGGCCAGGUUGCGAGAGCAAAGCACCGCUGGUCUCCUACUAGCAGAGUCGUCCAUGGAUCUUUACAGGGCCGAGGCAAAAUCUUUCAUCUUCGCCAUGAAGUUCAAGCGGAUGUGCCGAAAAAUUGAGCCACCAGCGAACGCAACCAGGAUGACUUUCGCCCACACGAAAUCACCAGCCGUUGAUCCUCGAACCUCGGUCAGCCAUGAGCCAGUGGCCAGCUUCUUCUCCGACAUCAUUCAAGCAAGCACGGAAACAGACGACCUCACAGCUCUGUUCGCCUCCAAGCUCCGCGGGAAUGCUUUUCUGCUCCCAUCCCCAGAUCUGCACAAUAUAUGGGUACCGUUUUUGCGCUCUGUUGUUCCCAUCCUCGUCCUCAACAGCAUACCCCUUGAGACGCCAUGUUGUCAGGACAUGUAUCUAGCAGUCUUAAAGGAAUAUGUCAACAGAUACGUAGGCCGUGAGCCUUCGCGAGCCAAAGACUUCGCCCGGCGCGGCGUGAAUUGCACAUGCUCCGACUGCCGGAGCCUCAACGCCUUUCUGGGUGAUGCAGCAAGAACACAUGAGACGAUGAGGGCGGGAAACCCUCAUACGUUGGUGGUCACCAAGAUGUUCAAGCAGAUUGGGUCGAUGUGUCGCGACUGGGAGUUGCGGCGAAAGAAAGCGCGCGAGCAGUUUGAUCUGUUUGACAAGAACCAACUGUUGUCGCUGCUGGGUGCGGAUUAUGCGAAGGUUGUUGACAUGGCUGACCUUUCUGCUGAGCAGCCGGCACAGGUAUCAACGUCGGCGACAAGACAACGCCAACCCUCUGAGGAAGCGGAUUCUGCGGCGCAGGAAUUACCCCGGCCGCGUGUAGCUGGUGUAAAGAGGAAGCUGUUCUUUCCGGAGAAUGAGGUUGUCGAUUUGACGGACGACUAG